Messenger RNA from Humulus lupulus (European hop), 1086 nucleotides. RefSeq lists its product as uncharacterized. The coding region runs from base 32 to 940 and encodes 302 amino acids. Gene Ontology annotation, molecular function: RNA binding. The record is from RefSeq and is a predicted model, not a curated record. The transcript has 3 exons. Gene Ontology annotation, cellular component: chloroplast. Lineage: Eukaryota; Viridiplantae; Streptophyta; Magnoliopsida; Rosales; Cannabaceae.
UUUCACAAUAAACUGAACUAGAGAAACAAAAAUGGCGGCAGUUUCAGGUGCGGCAUCUUAUCUUCUCCACCACAUUCUUCACCGGACAGCCCCAUCGCCACCGUCGGCGCGCUUUCUUAAACCCCUUAUUCUAGUUACCACAGUGUCAUUCUCUAAGAAUUUACCGAAAUGCUCCAUUGGAGGACUCUCCCCUCGUCGCCAUGAGAGCACCACAACCGUUUCCCCUUCUCUUAUCUCUCCUCGUCGUUCUCCUCCUUCCGUCCAUUCCUCAAGUGGGUCUCUCUCCUUAUCUCUAGAAGAAGAAGAAGAAGAGGCUGAGUUAGAAUAUGACGAUGACAGUGAUGCUGAUGAUGAUGGUGAUGAAGCCCAAGAGCUUGAAAUUGAAAAUUAUAAUGAUGCUGAGGAAGAAAAGGAGGAGGAAGAGAGUGAGAUUAAGAGCGAUAAAUUGAAUUUGGCGGAAGAAUCUAAAGUGGGUUUGAGCUCUUUGCGUGUGAGAACUCAUGGGAUGAAGCUACCGAGUCUUACAGUGAAGGAGAAGAAGGAGCUUUCGUCUUACGCUCACAGCUUAGGAAAGAAGCUGAAAUCUCAGUCGGUGGGGAAGUCCGGUGUCACUGCUAGUGUCGCCACUUCUUUCGUGGAGAAUCUUGAAUCUAACGAACUUCUUAAGAUUAAAAUACACAGGACAUGUCCAGGGGAGCUAGAUGAUGCAGUGAAGCAAUUGGAGGAGUUAACUGGUUCGGUAGUUAUUAGUAAUAUUGGUAGAACAGUGAUUCUUUACAAACCUAGCCUCACUAAGAUGAAAGCAGAGGAGAAAAAGAAGGAGAAUAUGAAGAUUUUCAUGAGGAGGAAACUUAGAAGAGCUACUAGACCCCCAUUCCAGAAAGAUGGAGAAAGACCAGCAAUUUCUAGCAGAGGAAGACGCGGAAGUAGCAGGUCUUAAAGCACUUAACCAUGGUGAUAUUGCUUCUCUGAGCUGUGUUUAAAGAAAUGUAAGUGAGUAGCUCUAAGUGUUGUUAAUUGUAUCUUAUGCUUAAGAAUGUCAAAUUUUGGUUAGAAAUUUAAAUGAGAAGUAGAAAUGGAAAUGCA